Daucus carota subsp. sativus is the source of this 4232-nucleotide messenger RNA. RefSeq names its product PH, RCC1 and FYVE domains-containing protein 1. Lineage: Eukaryota; Viridiplantae; Streptophyta; Magnoliopsida; Apiales; Apiaceae. Gene Ontology annotation, molecular function: metal ion binding. The transcript is spliced from 9 exons. The coding region runs from base 471 to 3866 and encodes 1131 amino acids. The record is from RefSeq and is a predicted model, not a curated record.
GCAUUGUGUUAUGGCCAUAGACAACUACAAGGCAGCUUUUCCUUUUGUAUUCCACUUUUUUAACAAGUCCACGAUUGUUCUUCAUCUCUCUCAAUUCUAUACAUACAUCUCUCUGUAUCUCUCUCUCCACACACUCUCUCUCUCAUACAUACAUUAUUAGAUCAGCAUAUUAGAUUCUCACUCAACUUUUUUAGCUGAUCUAACACUCUCUCUCUCUCUCUCUCUAUCACUUGACUAUUCUCUCUCUCUAGUUUUUAUUUCAAUUAGAGUGACGACGUACAGCACUUUAUCGAUUAGUUCGUCAAUCUGUGAUUGUUUUAAUCCGUAACCUAGUUGUCAGGAUCACACUGUUAUAUGUAUAUAUGUGCGCUUGUAUGUAUAGGUUAGUUGUUUGUUUAGUGUGAUUUGGGGGAUUUGUAGAGUUUUUACUUUUGGUGAAUUUAUAGAAAUUGAUGGUUAAAUAGGGAGAAAUGACUUCAGAUGUUAACAGAACUACUGCUGGUGGUCAAGUUGAAAGAGAUGUCGAACAGGCCAUUACUGCCCUCAAGAAAGGUGCAUAUCUGCUUAAAUAUGGAAGAAGAGGGAAACCCAAGUUUUGCCCGUUUCGGCUGGCCAAUGAUGAGUCUGUCUUAAUAUGGUUCUCGGGUAAAGAGGAGAAACUCCUAAAACUAAGUCACGUGUCCAGAAUUAUUUCAGGCCAGCGCACUCCAAUAUUUCAAAGGUAUCCGCGGCCUGAGAAAGAGUACCAGUCAUUUUCUUUAAUAUAUAAUGAUAGAUCACUUGAUUUGAUAUGCAAGGACAAAGAUGAAGCAGAGGUAUGGUUCAGUGGUUUAAAGGCAUUAAUAUCUCGUGGUCAUCAGCGGAAGUGGCGUUCAGAAGCUAGAAGUGAUGGAAUCCCGUCUGAGGCUAACAGUCCCAGAACAUAUACGCAAAGAAGCUCCCCUUUAAAUUCUCCAUUUGGCAGUGGUAAUAGCUCACAUAAGGAUGGUGGUGAUCAGCUUCGCAUUCACACUCCAUAUGAAAGUCCUCCGAAAAAUGGCGUGGAUAAGACAUUUUCAGACAUGGUUUUAUAUACUAUGCCUCCUAGAGACUUCUUCCCUACAGAUUCGGCUAGUGCUUCUGUCCAUUCUAUGUCAUCAGGAGCCUCAGAUAGUUUGCACGGCCAGAUGAAGGGGAUUGGGAUGGAUACUUUUAGAAUGAGCUUAUCCAGUGCUGUUAGUUCAUCAAGUCAAGGUUCUGGUCAUGAUAAUGCUGAUGCCCUGGGAGAUGUUUUUAUCUGGGGGGAAUACACUGGUGAUGGUGUCGUUGGAGGGGGACCUCACAAAGUGGGUAGUAAUUGCGCAAAAGUGGAUUCCUUGCUGCCAAAAGGUUUGGAAUCUGCAGUGGUACUUGAUGUUCAAAAUAUAGCUUGUGGUGGACGACACGCUGCAUUGGUGACCAAACAAGGAGAAAUGUUCUCCUGGGGCGAGGAAUCAGGUGGCAGACUAGGGCAUGGAGUAGAUUCAGAUGUCUUGCAUCCAAAACUAAUUGAUGCCCUCAGCACUACUAACAUUGAGCUUGUAGCAUGUGGAGAAUUUCAUACAUGUGCUGUAACACUUUCAGGUGAUCUAUACACAUGGGGAGAUGGACAAUUUGGUCUUCUUGGCCAUGGUAACGAAGUGAGUCACUGGGUCCCUAAAAGAGUAAAUGGGCCACUAGAGGGUAUCCAUGUUUCAUCCAUCUCCUGUGGGACAUGGCAUACUGCUGUAGUGACCUCUGCUGGACAGUUGUUUACUUUUGGUGAUGGAACUUUUGGUGUAUUAGGGCAUGGUGAUAGGAGAAACAUUUUGAAACCCAGGGAAGUGGAAUCUCUUAAAGGGCUGAGAACUGUACGAGCAGCUUGUGGUGUGUGGCAUACUGCUGCGGUUGUAGAAGUUAUGGUUGGCAAUUCAAGUUCCAGUAAUUGUUCAUCGGGUAAACUGUUUACAUGGGGAGAUGGGGAUAAGGGGCGACUUGGCCAUGGGGAUAAGGAAGCUAAACUUGUUCCCACUUGUGUUGCUGCUCUUGUUGAACCCAAUUUUUGCCAAGUUGCAUGUGGAUAUAGCCUUACAGUUGCACUUACAACCUCUGGCCAUGUCUACACUAUGGGAAGUCCUGUUUAUGGCCAGCUAGGGAAUCCUCAAGCUGAUGGCAAGCUCCCGUCUCGUGUUGAAGGAAAACUUUUAAAGAGUUUUGUAGAAGAGAUAGCUUGUGGUGCCUAUCAUGUUGCAGUAUUAUCUUCAAGAACUGAAGUUUAUACAUGGGGAAAGGGUGCGAAUGGCCGGCUGGGUCAUGGAGAUAUAGAUGACAGAAAUUCUCCAACUCUGCUUGAAGCUUUAAAAGACAAGCAAGUCAAAAGUAUUGCCUGUGGUACUAAUUUUACUGCAGCUAUCUGCCUUCAUAAGUGGGUUUCUGGGGUUGAUCAGUCUAUGUGUUCAGGUUGUCGGCUACCAUUUAAUUUUAAAAGAAAGCGUCAUAACUGUUAUAAUUGUGGGCUUGUUUUCUGCCACUCUUGCAGUAUCAAGAAGUCUCUUAGGGCAUCCAUGGCACCGAAUCCAAAUAAAGCAUAUCGCGUGUGUGAUAACUGUUUCAGUAAACUAAAGAAAGCUAUUGAAACUGACACAUCAUCCCACUCUUCUAUAAGUAGAAGAGGAAGUAUGAAUCAGGGGUUUAACGAACUGCCUGAGAGGGAGGAAAAGUUUGAAUCCAGAUCUCGUCCUCAGCUUGCAAGAUUUGCCUCUAUGGAAUCAUUCAAGCAAACAGAUGUCCGCUCUUCCAAGCUAAACAAGAAACUAGACUUUAAUAGCAGUCGUGUAUCACCUAUACCGAACGGAGGUUCUCAAUGGGGAGGCCUUAAUAUCUCUAAAUCCUUCAAUCCAGUAAUUGUCUCCUCCAAAAAGUUUUUCUCAGCAUCUGUUCCUGGAUCAAGAAUUGUUUCUCGAGCAACAUCACCUAUAUCUAGGCGUCCUAGCCCACCACGUUCUACCACGCCAACUCCGACUCUUGGUGGACUUGCUUCACCAAGAAUGGUUAUGGCUGAUGCAAAAAGAACAAAUGACGACCUGAACCAAGAAAUCACUAAAUUAAGAGCACAGGUUGAAACUUUUACUCGAAAGGCCCAAUUCCAAGAGUUGGAGCUUGAAAGAACUACGAAGCAGUUAAAGGAGGCAAUAGCAAUUGCAGGAGAAGAGACUGCAAAAUGCCAAGCCGCGAAAGACGUCAUCAAGUCACUCACUGCCCAACUUAAAGACAUGGCUGAAAGGCUGCCUGUUGGAGCAUCCCGAAAUGUAAAAUCGACUUUUGCUUCUCUUGGGGUUAACAUCGCUUCCAGUGAUGUUUCAAAUGCAUCAAAUGAUUUAAUGAAUGGCCAAAUUGCAAGCCAAGAUCCAGAUUCAAAUGGAUUGAGUGGCCAAAUAUCAUCUAAUGGAUCAAAUCAUCAGUUUCUAUUAAAUGGGUCAAAUAACAAUCUAUUCCCUACUGCAUCGAAUGCAUUGAAUAACAACCAGCUUUUACUCAACGGAUCAAAUGCUGUCAGUGGCCGCCUUUCUGGUCAAAACAAAAUGGUGUAUUCAGAAGCAACAAUAAGAAAUGGGAGUAAAACAAAAGAAAGUGAUUCUCGUAAUGAUAGUGAAUGGGUUGAGCAAGAUGAGCCUGGAGUUUAUAUCACUCUUACCUCAUUAUCUGGAGGUGUAAAAGAUCUCAAGCGAGUUCGUUUCAGUCGGAAGCGGUUCAGUGAGAAACAAGCUGAACAAUGGUGGGCAGAGAACCGAGCACGAGUAUAUGAAAAGUACAACGUGCGCAUGGUCGACAAGUCAACUGUUGGUAUCGGGAGUGAGGACUUCACCUAGUGUUAUUUGAAUCAUCAUCUUAUGUACAUGAUUGUUUUCCUCUUUUUUUUCCCCUUUCGUUCUUUAUAGCAGUCGGAAGGAAAGUUGUUUUGAUAGAUUAGGAUUCAGCUGACAUCACUAUGAGAUUUGAAGCGUGGAACAUGAGGAAGAGAGAAGUAGAGGUUUCUUUAAUUUUUAUCCUCAUUAUAUCCACAAUGAUUUGCUUUUUCAUUAUUUUUCCUUGUGCUCUUUGUGUGAGGGAGCAAGAUUGAGAUUGUAAAUUCAGAUUAGGUUACUGGAUCUUAUCAGAAGCCAGUACUAUGUAAAUUCAGAAGAAAAUAUAGUCUAAGAAGUGCCAUCUGAUAAUCGCUUCUUUUCUUCUGGCAA